AUGUCAUACAAUAGCAGACCGAUCAAGCAAGAGUUGAAAGUUCAGCCUCGGACAGCUUUACAGAGCUCUCGCAAGCGUCAGCGAACCGAUGAAUUUGAUGGCGAAGCUUCAACCAUGACAAGCGCCGCGCCAACGGUCGAUGCCCAAGACAUCCCGGAUCUGUGGGCGACUCCUUUUGUGGUCUCAAAAGACACCUGGGCUGUAACAAGAUGUCUCGAAAUCCAUGGGCAUGGCAAAGCAUCAGCCAAAUGGACACCUGCACAUUUCGUGGCAAUUGCAAUGUGGUAUGGUGGCAUCAGGGCAGGCAUACAGGCUGCCAAAGCUAUUCGCGUAUUUGGGAUCUGGAGUCCUCACAUCGGAGACAAGCAUGACGAAUUGCCAUCGAUGCAAGUCAAGACUGGACCAAAACAGAUACUAAGCAAGAUCUGGCCUACCACCGAGUACGAACAGAAGCCAUUGCUUGAGCGAGCAAACCGACUCAGUCCCGAAAACCCAUUCACGAACUUUGACGAAGCUCACAACCAUCUUCUGGGUCUCUGCAUCGGGCCAGAUCUCGCCGACUUCCCAACAGUGAUGAGACCGAAGCUCCAGAAGAUUGACUGGACCCAUCUGAUCAGCCCGGCACAAUUUUGUCAGACUCUGGCGCCUAUCCUGCGCAACCACUUUGAUCUCAAAGUAGAUCUUGCAUCUGCUUCUAAAGCAGUUGUUGGCUAUGCGGUCGAUGAAUACUUACUCAAACCCUACACAAGCACUUCUGGUUCUGGACCCCUCACGAGGAACCAGACGGGUGGUCGCAGAACGUUUCGUCGGGGUCACAGCAGAGAAAAAGACCUGCUUCAAACAGACGACAACGAGGAUGAUGAAGAGAACUUUGAGGUGGGACCUAAUCGUGCAGCAGCUGUCAAGAGUGAAUCUGGCCACUCAGGCACAAACAGUAUGGAUACUAUUCGUCUGCGGCUUUUCGUACAACCUCAAAAGCGCUCUGGUGCGAAUCGUUCUCAUGUCAAGGACGAACAACAAGGGCACAACAUCAACCCUACGCGACGUGCACCCGCAAGUUCUACUGAAAAUGCUCAUCCUACUGCCGAAACUCAGGCUCCCGACUGUCAACUGUCUGCUUCUGGCCGUAAUAAUGAGACCGAGACCAAGAUCAGCGGACCAUCGCCUUUGGGCAACUCUUUCAACGAUGCAGCAGCGACAGCCGCGAAGCUGAAUCUUUCUGCUCCAAGAGAACCUCUAAAACUGUACAAGCAAGUCAUGAAUAUGCUGUAUGAGCAGACAUGCAACGUGCCCUCACAUCGAAUCCUCAGCUUCUCCAACAGUCACAAUCCUUCACCGAAACUGCCGCACUACUACUGGAAGGCAGUCUGGAAUCUCAGACAAGUGAGGAAGGAAUGGGUUUCGGGAUCGAAGGACCAGUUACCUUGGCCCGAUGUACCCAAGACAUUUGAUUAUCCUCGAAAUCAAUUCUGGGAGUUCCAGAAACAGCUGGAGGAAGAUCGCGAACGUUCUUCCAUGAAUGGCAGCUUGACUUAUACAGCUCGUUCGCCGUCGAAAAACUUUCCAACUUUCGACUUCGACAAGUUUUGGGCGCUUAGAGCAGUCAAAAUGGCAGCCAAACGUCCCCUUGGGUCGUCUCCGCUCACGCCGGAAAAGCUUGCGCUGUCUGCUAAGCGUGCGCGAUUCAGAAAUGCUUCCUCGCCUGAAGCUGUAGAUGCUCCUGCUUUCAACGACUUUGAUAUGCUCUCUGGAGAAGAUGCAGGCGCUGAAGCUGACCCUCUGACUGACGUUAUCGCGAACGACGAUUCCGAGUUCCAAAUCAGCCCAUCAUCUGCUGCACACGACCAUAGACUGGAGAAGGUUGAUGGACACACCGAUUCUUCUCCUCCUAAUCCUCAGAGCUCACCCAGCACCAGCAUUGCAGCAGUGAUCGAGUACGAAUCCGUCAAUGACCAGGUCCGUGCCCCAGUAGAGAAAGCUUCUACGACCAUCAGAGACAGAGCCGUAGGUACAUUGCUGAACGACUGGCCUGCCAAGGCAGGAGGCCUCACUGAGGACAUCUGCAAUCUCAAAGCCCUAAAACAAUUCAUGACUUCCAACAAAUUGAAUCAGGACCACAAGGCGAUGUGGGUUUCGCUGGUUCAGACAAUCAUCUAUGAGCCCGAUCGGAACUCUGUACUUGAUUUUCUUCAAAACACACUGUCUGGAGAUGCUACAUUACCCGACAGCUUGGAAGAUUGUUUCAGUGUGCCCCAUCAGGAUCUCGUCACCAUGCGGGAGUGGGCAGUCACUGGUUCUCUCAAAUGGUAUGGAGAUCAGAAGGAAAGAUGGUCUGCCGCACAUUUUGUGGACCUCGCACUUUGGGUAGGUGGUCCUGACGCAGGUAUCCAAGCUGCUCGAGCAUUGAGAAUUUUUGGAGUCUGGAAUCCAACCGGCAAUUUCAAUCCAGAUUUUGCAAUACGCUCUAUCGGCGAUUGUCUGGGAUACCAGGAUAUCCUGCGCAGCAUCUGGCCUGACAAACAUGAUGGUCAAAGGCUAAUAGCUUGGGCAAACCGCGACAGGUUUACAGCCGAACAGCAAUUCGUCAAGUUUGCGGACGCCCAUUCAUAUCUAUUGGGCCAGUGUAUCGGAGAUGAUCUCAAGCAGUUUCCUACCUUGGCUAGGAAUCCCGCUCGAGUUGGCGAGGUCAACAGCCGCAUCAUAUCACGAGCAUACUUUGACAGCACUCUUGCACCUAUCCUCCGUGAGCAUUUCGAUACCAACGUGGACCUUGAGCUGGCCUACGAAGCUGCGGUAGCUAGCCAGGGUGACUCGCUGGAUCGCAACCCUGUAAAGCAUGACGCUCCGGUCACAGAGCUCAGCCCGGCCAUUCCCGAGGAUCACUUCGCCGGGCAUCAGGGAAAAGGCAAGCGCAAACAGCCAUUCUACAGCAAAGGCCAAUAUGAUUACGAAGGAGACGAUAGUGAAGAUCACUACUUGAGACCCGCUGCGUCCGUCAAGAAAGAGCAUGAUAUCAAGGAAGAGUUCACGCCUGAUCAACACAGAGUCUCGCCACACGUCUGGGAUUCCGAAAUUACGAGACUUCCUCGAAGAGAAGUUUCAAGACUUCUACAAGCCGAGUAUGGUAUUCAUCGCUCGCCGACCUCCAUCGGUAGGAAAUGGACGAAACAAUGGCGCCAAUUACCAGAGUUCGUAGAACUGCUUGCACAAAUCAAGGCCAACAAUGACCAGGAAGACGAGUCAGAUGGCCCAGACGAGGCAGAAGACUCGGAAGGAGCAGAUGAGCCAGGUGAUGAGAGAGAUACAGACGACGCAGAUGAGUCAGAUGAUGCAAUUGAGGAGGCGGCAGAAGAAAGACCAGGUGAUGCGCCAGGAGAUGAAUCGAACGAGGUCGAAGACACUGCCCAAACUCCACCCGAGGAACCUGUCAACGAGCAGAGUCCAAUGCCACACAGACAGUCUCAGAACCACCAUGACCCCAACACUGGCAGAACAACUCGUGGGAUGACCAGAGCGAGAACAGAAGAACGAACCACCAAUGACCUAUACCAGCAAUCUCUGAGUAUUUCAGCCGAGAUCAUUGCCCAGUUCAUCAAUACCAGCCGCUCCAGCCCGUUGUUCACCCCCAAUUGGCAGGAAGUCUUGAACCACAGAGCUUCAAACGGCAUGACGGCUAUCGGUCUGGCAGAACAUCCACCUUAUCCUUCUAACAAUCCCCUCAUGGACUCGCAGACACCGUCUCACCUUCAUCAUACACACAGAUCUGUACAAGCUAUUCUCACCAACGAUCGGCUCAAGGAUAUUCAGAAAGACGUUGACAGACUCUUGAAGUUUGCACAGUCUUGA
This is a messenger RNA of Aureobasidium melanogenum CBS 110374, 3846 nucleotides long. RefSeq lists its product as uncharacterized. The record is from RefSeq and is a predicted model, not a curated record. The transcript has 5 exons. Lineage: Eukaryota; Fungi; Ascomycota; Dothideomycetes; Dothideales; Saccotheciaceae. Bases 1 to 3846 code for a protein of 1281 amino acids.